AUGCCUGCUAACUCGAACGGCGCGCCGCUUACCAUACAGCUACAGGUCCCCCCAGCCAUGCUCUUACACGGGAAGAUCUCGUCCCCGCUACGCGUGGACUUCCGCAAGGGCUCGAAAGGUUCUCUGUCUAGCGACGUGAUCAGAUUCGCCAAGGCCUCCUCUUCCAAUGCACUUACCAAUGCCCCUGCUGCCAUAAUAGGCUCUGGCUCUGGCUUUGGCUCUGGACCUGGUUUAGCCCAUCCUGACCCCGUCACCGACGAAUACGCCUGA
Messenger RNA from Heterobasidion irregulare TC 32-1, 270 nucleotides. RefSeq lists its product as uncharacterized. The transcript has 3 exons. Bases 1 to 270 code for a protein of 89 amino acids. The record is from RefSeq and is a predicted model, not a curated record. Lineage: Eukaryota; Fungi; Basidiomycota; Agaricomycetes; Russulales; Bondarzewiaceae.